Messenger RNA from Drosophila eugracilis, 6594 nucleotides. Its product is annotated as glutenin, low molecular weight subunit. The transcript is spliced from 9 exons. Gene Ontology annotation, biological process: actin filament polymerization. The coding region runs from base 698 to 5281 and encodes 1527 amino acids. Gene Ontology annotation, molecular function: microtubule binding; actin binding. The record is from RefSeq and is a predicted model, not a curated record. Lineage: Eukaryota; Metazoa; Arthropoda; Insecta; Diptera; Drosophilidae. Gene Ontology annotation, cellular component: actin filament; cytoplasm.
UGCUAUUUGGUGUUUCAUUUUCAUUUUCAGUUUCAGUUGGCCGAUGGUGCGCUUACAAAACGCCGGUUCUCGGCGGACGCGUUCGCUUUCGCGCUCCUUCAAAAACCAAAAUCCCCCGAAAUCCCCCCCAUACUCACACUCAUACUCACCCACACAUACUCCCAUUUUGAAAGAAAGAGGAGUGUUAGGCGAUGGGUGGAGGGUGGUGAAAGUGCAAUAAGAAAGAGUGCAGCUGGGUGAGGAGGGGGCUCGGUCAAAAGGGGGCGUGAUGGGGUGAGGCAGCAUUCUGGAGCAGAACUUUCGCAAUUGGUUGGCGUUAUUUUUGGAUUAAGCAGCGCCAAAUUGUAACAGACGAACGAACAACGACCGACAAUUAACGAUUAACAUUAAGACCAACUGAAGUAGGGGAAAGUGCUUAGGAUUCUUUUUUGCAAAACACCAACCCACAUAUACCGCCAGCAAGAACAAGCAAAAGAACACCGAUAAGCGGAACUAAGACGAGUUGGAAAUUUUCAAAAAUAUUUUUUAUCAACAAUAUUUCUUUUUGAAAAAACUUUCGAAGACAUCCGAAGUGAGCUGCGAGGCAAACAAAAGUCAGCCAAGGAGUAAACGAAGUAAAGCAUUUGAAAGGAGCAACUUGAAUCGGCAGGAAGAAGCAGUUCUUGAUAUAUAUAUCUCAAAUAUAUAUAUAUAUAUAAUGGCCGCCCUACAACGGAAGCUGGUGCACAAGCAGUUCAACUCGCCCAUGGGCCUCUAUUCCCAGGAGAACGUGAAGGCCACCUUGAACCGCGAACUGAAAGCCUUCGGCGGCGAGGGGAUUGAAGUCGACGACCAAAUCACGAAGCCUUUGAACCUGGCCAACUCGGCCGUUCUGCGCGCCGUCGAGGAGGAGGAACAACAAGCCAAAUCUGAUUUUUACCCCACUGAAAGACAGAGCCGUCGGCGACAGCGUGGCGAGGUGGAAGCCCUGCAUCACACGCUACACCAACAGCUGCUGGACCAGAUCAAAACGGACUAUCUCAGUCACCAGCAGGACAUCACCAUUGACCGCGAUACGGUGCUGAAAAUCAACCGACUGGCCAACAAAAGGCAUAUGCUUAAGCGGGAUCACAGCUGGCCUCCAGCAGAGCAGGAUAUGGUUUUAAAUCCCGAUCAGAGUCAUCAGAUCGCCUGCAAUCCAUCGCACAGUAUUGAGGCUCUAAGGGAGAAAUUCCAGAGUCCCACUAUGAUUGUGGAACCAACGGCUAAGGAAGUUAGGGAACAGCGAAAGCGAGAAGGUGGUUCCAAGGAGAGAUCUAAGACCCCUCAAAGAGUUUCCGGAGAACGCGACAUGGCUGAGGUUUUCCAUCAGACUCCCAUAUCGAAGGGCUUUUCCGCUCCAGAAACCAAGGCAGCCGAUGUGGACUUGGGUUUGGUGGCGCCACGAUGUGAAUACUACGAACAGCUGGCCCACAAAAGACCCACCACUCCAACAUUACCCACUCCAGUUACUCCAUAUCGGCCCAGAUAUAAGAGACAGGCAUACUCUCUGGACCGCGGACGUUGCCGCAAGCGGACUGUGGGUGCUCCGGAACUACCGCCACCCAAGCCCAGAACAUCCAAGCCAAAAGUCCAACGGAGAUGCAUCAAAAUGGCCACCGAGGUGAAGAUCUCUUAUGGCCACGACGGCGACAGCGAAGAUGAACCCAAUUCUGGGCAAGAUGUGGACUUGGAGACCUUGCCGCUGCCACCGACACCAGCUGCCGCGAAUCUCAAUCAAGCGAAGACAGCGGGACGAAUGGUAAUUGACAACCUGGCAGUUAAGCAGCAGCAGCAGAUGGCUCUGGCUUUGGCCACAAAUGGGAGCAUUAGCCAGCCGAAUCCGUUGGCCAACACUCGCAUUGUGCCUAUUCGCGUGGAAGCCUCGUCGGAUCCGGUCAAGCUGAGUGCCCAGCAGAUCUACGACGACGCCUGCUCGUAUCUGCAGGAUCACCAGGAUAUGGAGGAGGAUGCCCGACCAGAGAGUCCCACCUACGUGAGUGCCACCAGUGGGAUAAAGUUGCUCCAGCGGCAGUCAAGCAGUACGCCAACUACUCCGAUUCCAACACCACCUCCACCUCCAGUAAUGCGUUCCAAAUCUACCCAGGAUUCGCAGGCGAAGGAUAAGCAAACGAGAAGGCAGGGUGGUAUUUACACCCUAGAAACGGAUGCGGAGAAACAGCAUGAGGCCCAUGUGGAGAUCGCCCAAUUGGAGGCGAAAUAUGCCCACAUCCAGCAGUCCAUAGCCGAGCAUCUCCUCCAGAUCGAUGCUUAUAUGGAGAAUGCCAAGCAGGCGCUGCAGAGAAGUGCCCAGACCACACCGGUUCCCACUCCCACACCGCCAACGCCACCGCCACCACCGCCUCCACCACCAGCUCGACCUGUAAGACCCAUUAGUUCGGGAUCCAACGAAUCCUGGGACAUCUUUGCCCAUCGCCAGUCACCCAUUUUGGCCGCGGAAAGUCCACUGCAGGCAAUACUCCGGCAGAUUUACACCCGGGCAGCUGGAGUACCCACGAGGCUUUCAAAAGAGAUUAAGGAGGCAACCCCAGCUGAGGAGGAGGAGGCAUCGCUUACCGAAAACGUGCCCAUUGUGGAGCGGGCACUAGAGGAUCUCCACAAGAUUGCAGUGGCUCUAGAGCAAAAACCGGAGACCGUGGAACACAUGCACGUAGAACUUCGGACAACGCCAGCUGUCAUUGAAGCUGAGCACGUAGUCAUCAAGGACGAGGACGACACCGAGAAUGAGGACUUGGAGUACAGACACGUAUCGGAUGUAAUUGCCAACUAUGAGCAGUUGGCCAAAAAGGAGUUCGAGGAGUGGAAAGAGGAACAGGUGGGCAAGAGGGAGCUAGGAGAGGUAAAGGAUGUACCACCGAAAACCGAGUUAAGAAAAGCUAUAGAGGAGCAGCUGGCCAAAAAAGGGUCGAGAGAAGGUAAAAAGGUAAUUCCAGAGGAAGUAAAAAAGGAACUAUUACCCAAAGUGCCUAAAAAUGAUGAGAUACAGGACUCAAAUGAGGAAUCACUGGCCAACAAAGUGCCCAGAAAGGAGGAGCCAGUAGUCAAACAAGUUUUGCAGGAAAGUAAUAAGGAUUUAGUUACAAAGAAACCCACAUCAGAGCCUCCACAAAGUAAAGAAUUAGAGGAGAAAGAUAGAUCCUGCAUCCAUGAGGAUCACUCAACUUACUGUCCUGUUUGUGAUGAACUGCGCUGCUCCCCCAACAACUGGGGCAAACUCAAUAAGGCCGAUCAGUGGCGCAUCGCCAACCUGCAUAAUGAACCCUUGAAGAACUAUAAGGCCACCUAUGAGAUUAGAAGCCCCUAUAUCUCACGUCAGAUCUCCUGGGAGGAUACCCAGUCGGUCAAAGAGAAUACUCCACCCGAGAAGCUGCAGCGCCAGCGAAGUUUCGUGGAGAUUGUGACCACACCAGCUCCAGAUUCUCCGCCACCAUCGCCACCGCCACCGCCUCCGCCACCGAAGCUAAUCAGCCUACAGGAACCGGAAACAGAAAUAACUUGGGAGAGGAGCCGCUCGCCCAGUCCGCUGCCAUCUCGCAAGUAUCCUGCUCCACUUAUAGAAGCUCCACAGCGUUCCAGUUCUCCAUAUGGUCUGAAUCCUGUCCAGGCGAAAGCCACACCAUCGCCUGUCCUCCAGCCAAAAUUCUCGCAUGUGCCACAGCUGGAGGGCCAUAAUAUUGGACUCCUGGUGAAAACCGCCACAGAGCCACUGCAGCAGAGCAUGUCGGCAUCCUCCUCAAUGCUGGCUGCCACGCCGCCAGCAACGCCUCGUUCCGCGGCACAGCCUUCACCCUUUGACUUCCCAAGUCUCGAGUCGAUGGAGCCGGACAAGUUCCGUUCCCUGGCUUCCUUCGACGAGGUACAAAGGGACUUCAGCGUUAACCGAUCCUUCGAUAAUGUAUCACCACGACCAUAUCUGGGAAUUGAAGGCUACAAGCGUGUGGCCUGGCCACCGGCCUCGGAGGAGCGGAUCAUCCGGGAGUUCACCCCCCAGCCGCAAACCCAGAGCCCGGCCCCGGGCUCUGGAGGCUACUAUCCUCAGGCCCACGCACCCACCGCAGCUGCUGCCCCACCUCAGGGUCCCAUUUAUAACAACGUCCAGCCACGCACCACCCAACCACCACAAAAUGUCUACGCCCAAGCACCACAACCCACCUCCAACAGCUAUACCAACACCCAGUUCCCAUCAGAUAGCUAUACGCAGCAGGAGCAGCAGCAACCUGUUCAGUAUACACAGGCCCAGUUCAAUCGGCAACGCUCGAGGGAACCCGUUCAGGUUCCAGCUCCAUCUCCAGCUCCCGCACCCGCGUCCGAUCCCAAUGAUUAUGCCUAUCCGAACUAUCAGUCAAACUAUCCGCAGGAGCAGCUCCAGGCCGUGAACAAUGUGGGUGGUGGCUGGAAACAUAUUGGUGCCCCGCUGCCUAAGUCGCGCAGUGAUUAUACCGCCGGAGGAGGAUCGUAUCCUCCAUUCCAGGGAUCCUCACAGCAGCCCCAACAGCAGCAGCAGCCUUACUAUCAGCAGCCGCAGCAACAGCAGCAGCAGUACGGUGCUCCGUCUUACGGUAGUCAACAGCAGCAACCGCAGCAACCUGCAGCACCAUGGCAACAGCAACAGGUUCCACAGCAGCAAUAUCAGCCUCAGCCUCAGGCUCAGGCUCCGUAUCAGCCGCAACAGUGGAACCAACAGCAGCAGCAACCGCAACAGCAGCAGCAGCCAUCGUACCAGACUUCACCGUACCAGCAGCAGCAACAGCCGCAACAACAACAACAGCAGCAGCCUUCCUAUUACACACAGCAAAACGGUGGCUCGACCUAUGCUCAACCCCAAUACAAUUCUUAUUCGCAGCCCCAGUUGCCCUACUCGCAGGAUCAGACCGAUCUGCAGGAGCAGCAUCCUGGAGCCUUCGCUGGUCAGGAUAGCUACCGGGGCGCCAGUCCCGGUAUCAUCACCCUGCGCAAGGAGGCCCCAGUGAGCCAGCAGCCUGCGCCAGUCUACACUUCGCAGCCUGCCGCCGUCAGCUAUCAGGGAGGCAGCAAAUUGCGCGGAGAUUUGAAAUGGCCACCACCAGAGUACAAGGAGGCCGCGGCUCGUGAGAACGAGGAGCGACGCCAGCUGGCGUUGGGCCCCGUUUGCCGUCCCAGAAGAAUCAAUAGGGACUACACACCUUUCUUUGCCAAGCACCAAUUGAACAAUGGCUAUCCCAGCUACAAGGUGCCACCCGGCACCCAGCACAUUUUCGGCUAAGUUUGGAAAGGGAAUCAAUAAGAUACAAAGAACAACAGCAGAACAAUAGAAAUUCAAUGGAACCCACUUCAUAAUAAUACUGAAAACGAUCAUGUAUAUGUUACUAAAACGAAUCACUAACGAACCAAACUAUAUAUAGGAUAUAUACAAUUGUUAUACUAAUCUUAAAUGACCACUAACGACGCCAUAUAUAUACAUAUGUUACGAAACGAACCCAUGAUAGGUGAAUGCAAUACUACACCAGGUGUGACUCCAUUCCAUGAAUCAUCUUCGGUAUUUUCAUAUACAAUUGGAUGCUUACUAAUCUUUUGAACAGAAAGCAUCAAUCGAUUAAGGAUGAUACAGAUGAUGACUCGUGGAUAUGGAACUCCCUGAUCCGGAUGCCCAAACGGGGCGAUGGAUAACGAUAUUCUCUAUGUACCCAUACUAUAUACACAUAUUUGGAGCAUGUGCAUAUAGUAUGGCUAAGAUAGGAGACCAGAACUAUAUAUUAAACCAUAUAGCGAUAGCUUCUAAGAUGAUUGUUAAAAAUGUUAACUAGCAAAUGAAAUGGAUACGAUGCGACCCAAGACGGAAACUGAUAAUGAGAUUGAACCUUGUCUUAGAUGUAAGAGCACUACUAAACUAUUUAUUGUGAGCAUAUUCUAUUUAACGCAGAUCCUGUGGGGCCACAUUUGGCUCAAGGAAUCCCGUUCGGAACCAUUCACUAAUUGUAAAUUCGAAUAUGAUGAGUUCUGGGAUCUACAUCCUUUGGAGCAGCACGCACAGGAUUCUCAAUGUUUAUUGUUUGAGUUUGCAUGCUUUUUGCUUAUAUCUAUACUAUAUGCACAUAUAUAUACAUAUAUUUAUUUCGACAUUGUUAAACUGCAAAUUAUAAAAAACCGUCAAUUAUCCCGCUAAGUAAGUUAUGCAAGAAACUAAAGGCGAUUAGGACGAAACAUAUCUGUGAGUUGAGAAAAAUGCCAUUCAAGGAUAUAAAAAUCAACGAGCCCAUUCUGACCCCCCAUAACGCCCAAUCAACCCCUCCCAUACACUCAAGGUCGGCACUUUAGUUCGCCAGCUGACCCCGGGCAAUAAUAUGAGGAUGCCGUUGCCUGCUGGAAGAGCAGCCGCGAACUCAGUGCCUAGAUCUUGAUGUGUAUGGGGCGGGGAUGUGGCCGGAGCGGAGUCGAGGAUAGACCAAACACUCUCAGACUUUACCAAUUACUAUGACCAGCAAUGUCUAUUACACAACUACAAUACGAUGUAUAACUAAUAUGAAAUGAGAAUCUAAAUAAACGGCAAGUUUUGAAUACUCGCGACGAAAAGAUCUA